Marasmius oreades (fairy-ring Marasmius) is the source of this 381-nucleotide messenger RNA. RefSeq lists its product as uncharacterized. The transcript is spliced from 4 exons. The record is from RefSeq and is a predicted model, not a curated record. Gene Ontology annotation, cellular component: cytosol. Gene Ontology annotation, molecular function: aldose reductase (NADPH) activity. NCBI's taxonomy places the organism in Eukaryota, Fungi, Basidiomycota, Agaricomycetes, Agaricales, Marasmiaceae. The coding region runs from base 1 to 381 and encodes 126 amino acids.
AUGGUGAAAUGCAAGGAUUUCGACUUAGUCUUACUCCAGAAUGAAGGGGAAGUUGGUCGGGCGGUGAAGGAAAGUGGGAUUCCCAGAGAUCAGAUAUGGUUGACUUCCAAGCUCUGGAAUUCUUUUCAUGCUCCAGAAGAUGUAGAGGGUGCUCUGGAUGAUUCGCUUCUCAAACUUGGGACAGAAUAUCUUGACUUGUAUCUCGUUCACUGGCCCUUGGCGCUCAAAAAGAACAGCAAAAAGUAUGACGAACAUCUAACUAAACAUCAAUAUCCAACUUGGCAAAAACUCGAAGAAAUGGUGGUCAAGGGAAAGAUUCGCAACAUUGGAGUUAGCAAUUUUACGAUCCAAAAGUUGGUUGCCGGCUUCUCGCAGUACUAG